Molecule: messenger RNA, 1929 nt
Organism: Centrocercus urophasianus (Greater sage-grouse)
Lineage: Eukaryota; Metazoa; Chordata; Aves; Galliformes; Phasianidae
Gene: DNAJC11
Product: DnaJ heat shock protein family (Hsp40) member C11
Exons: 16
Coding region: 19-1698 (559 amino acids)
Biological process (GO): cristae formation
Source: RefSeq, a predicted model, not a curated record
GGGUGAGAGGUCGGGAAGAUGGCGGCGGCCUUGGGCGAAGAGGCGCCGGACAACGAGGACUACUACGCGCUGCUCAACGUGCGGCGAGAGGCCUCUCAGGAAGAGUUAAAAGCUGCCUACCGCCGGCUGUGCAUGCUGUACCACCCAGACAAGCACAGAGACCCAGAGCUGAAGCUGCAGGCUGAGCGGCUGUUUAACCUGGUUCACCAAGCUUAUGAAGUGCUUAGUGAUCCACAGACCAGGGCCAUCUAUGACAUAUAUGGGAGGAGAGGACUGGAGAUGGAAGGAUGGGAGGUUGUGGAAAGGAAGAGAACUCCAGCUGAAAUCAGGGAGGAGUUUGAGCGUUUGCAGAGAGAGAGGGAAGAGAGAAGACUGCAGCAGAGAACUAAUCCAAAGGGAACCAUCAGUGUUGGAAUAGAUGCUACGGACCUCUUUGAUCGUUACGAUGAAGAAUAUGAAGAUGUGCAAGGGAGCAGCUUUCCCCAGAUUGAAAUAAACAAAAUGCACAUAUCCCAGUCCAUUGAGGCACCACUGACUUCCACAGACACAGCAAUACUGUCUGGUAACCUUUCUACCCAGAAUGGGAACGGAGGUGGAUCAAUUAAUCUUGCUUUUAGACGAGUGACAUCUGCCAAGGGAUGGGGAGAGUUGGAGUUUGGAGCAGGAGACCUUCAGGGGCCUCUCUUUGGUCUGAAGAUAUUCCGUAAUCUUACGCCAAGAUGCUUCAUCACUACCAACUGUGCUCUGCAGUUCUCGUCCCGUGGGAUCCGCCCAGGUCUCACCACAGUUCUGGCCCGCAACCUCGACAGGAACACGAUGGGGUACCUGCAGUGGCGGUGGGGCCUCCAGUCAGCCAUGAACACCAGCGUUGUCCGGGACACGAAAACCAGCCACUUCACUGUGGCUCUGCAGCUGGGAAUCCCCCAUUCCUUCAUGAUGGUCAGUUAUCAGCACAAGUUUCAGGAUGAGGAUCAGACGCGGAUAAAAGGCUCUCUAAAGGCAGGGUUCUUUGGGACCAUUGUGGAGUAUGGAGCAGAGAGGAAGAUUUCCAGACACAGCAUCCUAGGAGCCACCGUCAGCGUUGGUGUUCCCCAAGGAGUGUCUUUGAAAAUCAAGUUGAACAGGGCUAGUCAGACCUACUUCUUCCCUGUCCACCUAACAGAUCAGCUGCUUCCCAGUGCUGUAUUCUAUGCCACUGUGGGACCCCUGGUUGUCUACUUUGCCAUGCACAGGCUAAUCAUCAAACCCUACCUCAGGGCGCAGAAGGAGAGAGAGCUGGAGAAGCAAAGGGAAAGUACUGCCAGUGACAUCCUUCAGAAAAAGCAAGAGGCAGAAGCUGCAGUUAGGUUGAUGCAAGAAUCUGUCCGGAGGAUAAUUGAAGCAGAGGAAGCCAGAAUGGGUCUGAUUGUAGUGAAUGCCUGGUAUGGGAAGUUCGUGAAUGACAACAGCAGGAAGAAUGAGAAGGUGAAAGUAAUAGAUGUGACUGUGCCCUUGCAGUGCUUAGUGAAGGACUCCAAGCUCAUCCUCACAGAGGCAUCCAAGGCUGGGUUGCCGGGUUUCUAUGACCCCUGUGUGGGUGAGGAGAAGAGUUUGAAAGUGCUUUAUCAGUUCCGGGGAGUUCUGCACCAAGUGAUGUCAGCUGACAAUGAGGCCCUCAGGAUACCAAAGCAAUCUCACAGAAUCGAUGCAGAUGGCUAAAUCUGAUGAGAGCUGCACGUCUGUUACAGUACCUGGGUCAGCGGAGACAGCAGAACCUUCCCCCAGAUGCUACAAGCUUGAACAAGAGACAUUUUUAUUUUUAUCUGUAUAGCAGGUGGUGGCUACCAGUCACGUUAGGAUCAAAAAUGAGAGAACCUGCUUCCUGAGGUGGCUUCAAAGCAAUACUUCUCAAUUGUGGCUCAGUAAUCAAUAAAGCAAUGUGACUCUGAA